AGCAGAACCGUGCAGAUACCACUCGUCCCGAUGGAUGGAACAAGCAACACUACCUUCAUCCUCCCCCAGAGAGGGACACCCAAACAGGGGAGGUCACAGCACAAACCCUGGGCCUCCUCUUCUGCUUUCAGGGAAGAGAUCUGGCUGGAAGACCUGAUUGACCCCUCUUCUAACUGUUCAUCCUCGAGUUUGCCGUCCAGCCCGAGUAGCACCAUAGGCAGCAGCAGGACUGGCAGCACUGGGACCAGUAGCCUGCACAGCUGGAGUUCAGGAGUGACCUGCCUCCUGCACAACUCCAUCAAGAAACAGAGCCAGGAAGUUUUCGAGAGUCGACUUAAAGAGGAGAGAAGAGGCCGAAAUUACCCUCAGGCUGAGCAGGGAGGAGGUCGAAAUCAUAACAAAGUCCAUGCAUGGCCAGAGAGGGGAGGAGUGCAUCAGGGGAGGGGCUGCACACAGACAAAUGCCAGCAGUAAAAGUCUAAAACUACAGUGGCUGCUGGAGGAAAGGGUUGAAGCCAAACUGAAGUUCUCGCAGUUUCUAGAUGAAGUGACGUCCAAUGUGCUCGACCCAAACAGCCUUCAGGCAUUUGGGAAACCAGUCUCCCCCUCCAGCUCUACCAGUACCACCACAGAACUAGUUCAGCUUUACGACACAAUCCAAAGUGUGACCCAGCAGAGCCCCAGGCUGCCCCGCUCAAUGGCCAAGCAGCAGAGCUCUGUACCCGAGCAGAAGAUCCAAGAAGAGCCAAGUCCUCCUGACCCUUCGCAGAAAAAGUAUCUGGAAACUGACAUCGACACAGUGAGGAGAGAUGAUGAGCCGCAUGACCCGGAGGUAAAAGCAGAGGCGCCGACGCUUUUGGAGAUAGACGAGAAAACCGUGAUUCCACCUCCUCCGCAGUUCUGUCAAGGGUUCAACAUGAACAGUCCUUUUCUGGAGUUUCAUCAUGACUUCCCCAGAUACCCCUACAGAUCUGUCUCUCUGCCCAGGGGCAUCAACAUGGUGCCUGACGAAGACAUGAACAACAUAGACGCUAUCAGCUCUUUGCUGGAGCAGAAAGAGGACUUACGGAAGAGGCUUUCCUACACUACACACAAGCUGGAGCUGCUGCAGAGUGAGUUUGACUCCACGCGGCAGUAUCUGGAAACAGAGCUGCGCCGAGCACAGGAAGAGCUGGACAAGUUUACUGAUAAACUGCGCAGAAUACAAAGCAGCUACUCAGCACUGCAGAGGAUCAACCAAGAUCUGGAGGAAAAGAUCCACAGAAAUUCCCAGCACCACGAUGAUGAGAAGCGAGCUCUGAGUAGAGAGAUCAUUGUUCUCAACAACCACCUGAUGGAGGCAAAGCUCACCAUUGAGAAGCUUCGAGAGGACAAUGAGCUGUACAGGAAAGACUGUAACCUAGCCGCUCAGCUUCUCCAGUGCAACAAGUCCCUUUACAGAGCCCAGCUGUCUGAGCUGCCUGCUGAUUUCCAGGAGCGACUGACCAUGCAUAUGGAGGAGUCUCCUCUUUGUCACACCUACGCUGACACUGUCCCCGCCUCUCUAAUUGCCAAAGUGCUUGAGAAGCCAGACGAAGCGUGCAGUAGUAGCCAGGCUUCCCGUUCCCCCAGCCCACAAGCCCAGGAACAUGCUUUUAUUUUAGAGAGCAUCGGCCCCGGAGGGCGCCUGGGGCUCCGUGCAGCUUACAAGUCUGACCUGUACAGCAGUGACACAGCCUUGUACUGCCCAGAUGAGCGGCACCGUGAGCGGCGGCCCAGCAUGGACCUUCACGGUCAGAGGAAGCUGCUGUACGGGCCCCAGAACUCGACCGACAGUAACCCAGAGGAAGGCUCUGUGGGCUUGAGGGCUGGCUUCUCUCAGGAGCACUUUGCAAAGUUUCCUGCCACACUGGGUACAGGUUCCAGCUCCUACUCCAGCUUCAGUGCAGGGGGGUCAGAAGACAAAGGCAACGGCCCGCCUAGCAGCGCAGCCUCCUCCCCACGCCACCAUUCCCUCUACAUGGAGUGGAGAGAUGCAGCGGACUAUGAGAGGAAGAGUGACUCAUCCUGGGAACGGGACAGUCCAAGAGGUUUUGCCAACGCUCAUUCCUUCCCACAGACGGAGCUGAGCCACCACCAGAAUGGGAGCUCUCCUGUCUACAGCCGCACCAUGUCCUCCUGUUUCAGUGAGCCUUACGAGCCACUCCCUCCCUCCUCCUCCCCGAGUGUUGCCUAUGGAGACAGCCGCCGAGGCAGCACAUUAGCCCCAGAGGAGGAGGAGCUGAUAGGCCGCUGGAGACAACUCAGUGUGGAAGACUUGAGCGCUCACACCUACCGCAGCCCAGGCCGGGCCUCGCCGUACAGCUUCUCAGAGCAGCACUUCUCCGUGAGGCCUGCUAAGAUCCGCCUUGGCCCGCUCUACAGCAGCUUCCAAGAGGGGGCUGACUACUACCACCAUGGAGCGGGUGUCAUGGACCCAGUGUGGGUGGCUGCAAGCCCCAGUCCUGAAUGCAGUCCAGGGCUGCGACAGACACACAGCCAAGCUCACUUGUACCGAGCAGAGGACAGCCAAGGGUCAGAGCACAGCCUCUACCACUCAGGGAGCUCCAAAGACAGGGAGGGCAAUGUGGCAGCUGGAGGCCAGAGCACGGAUUAUGUAGAUCCCAGCCCAAACAGCUCCACUGAGUCUCUGAACCAGAGGUCCCUGGAGAUGGCAGCAGAUUUGCAGCACUAUCAAGUGGAGAUGCACAGCCUGCCUGCUGAGGUGAGCCCAUCCCCACCACCAGCUCCGCCUCCUCCUCCCCCUUACAACCAAAAAUUUGGCUCCCUGGGACUUUCCAGGAAAGACAGUCUGACCAAGGCCCAGCUAUACGGAACGCUUCUGAACUGAAGGACUUUCCAAUCAGGUAUAUUAUUUGAUAAGACAUUAGAGCCCUGGUGUAUGGUUGUAUGUUCAGCUACAACUUUUACUAGCAUGAUCAUUUUGAUAGAAAAUGGUUUGAAUAGAAGCCAGGAGCCAAAUAAUUCAGUAUCCUGAAUAUGUAAUUAUUGCUUAUUAUUCAAAAGCUUUGAUUGUGCGGCAGUGGAUGGCAAACGUUUUCACUAAAGCUGAGUCUGAGGGCAGCAAUUGGAGUAGUGGAGCUUAAGCAGCCCUUAAAAUUUGUAAGAAUGUGUGUAUUUAAACUACAAAUGUAUAAAUAUAUACUUAUAUCUACAAAUUGAGUGAUAUAUUUUGUAUGUAGCCAUUCACAAGGAAUGCAUCUAAAAACAAUCAAACAAAUGCAAAACUUGAUAAACCUGGAACUUGUAAAUAAAUUAAAAACUGCCACUCAUAUAUUAGAGAACUCAGAGAGGUAUUUUAAUUGAGACUUGAUGCCCACAUAAACUGCACAUAGAUUAGUUUCGAUCAUUAUUUUAAGCAGCUGAAACAAAGCUGUCACAACAGGCCUUGUGAAGAUUUGAAUGUUGAAGACAACAAAAAACUGAGUCACUUAAUGAAAAACCUACAUUUAGUUUUCUUUUUUUUUUUUGUUUUGUUAAUUGAACUUGACAGUAUUGAUGGGUGUGUUAUGUUGUUAUUUGAUGGUUUUGAGAUGUAAACAUCUGUCUUAGCAGUGAGUAUUAUUUUCUUUUUUUACUCUUCGAUAUCCCAUGGAGAGGUUUUCCUGCCCCAUUCUACCUCAGAUUUGGAUGCCCACACCCCAUCAAGCCACUGUAACCCUGUUUCUUUGAUGCAUGUUUAUAUAUUUUGGUUGUUUUGUUCGCAUAAUAAAGCACAAAUUAUACAUACAA
Molecule: messenger RNA, 3770 nt
Organism: Sphaeramia orbicularis (orbiculate cardinalfish)
Lineage: Eukaryota; Metazoa; Chordata; Actinopteri; Kurtiformes; Apogonidae
Product: brain-enriched guanylate kinase-associated protein
Exons: 7
Coding region: 31-2868 (945 amino acids)
Cellular component (GO): synapse
Source: RefSeq, a predicted model, not a curated record